AGAGAUCCCUGCCAUGCUCAAAGGAAAACCAGACAAAUCGUCUCCUUUCCUCCGUGUUUCUGACCUCCCUCCUAGGCAAAGAGAAACCAUUGGAGAAGGAGAUUGCUAUGCCAGUCUGAAUGAGUGGAGAAAAAUGACCACCAAUCCUCACCAGUCCCCUUCUCUGAUAUACAUCAAUGAGAAGAAAUUCAUUACAAGAGAGCAACUUAAUUCUUUAUUGAAGACCUACAACAUUUUUUAUGGGGACCAGAAGAACCGGCAUAUUAUAUACGGUGAGACUGAAGAUGACAACCUAGUUAUCGAAGGAAUUUUGGAUGUAUUCUGGGGAGUACAAAAGCCUAUCCGGCUAAAAAUUCAAGAUGAGAAGCAGGUCCCUUCUUUUGCAACCAUCAAGUCAUCACCUUUAUUCUCCCAAAAGGGGGGUAUGACCCGCUGGGGGGAAUUUGAUGAUCUCUAUCGCAUCAGUGAGCUGGAGAAGAAACAGAGUUCUGUGCAUGAAGCCCAGGAUCCCCAGGAAGAUUAUGUGUCUUAUAACAGCAGCACCCUGAGGCCUCUGGUGGAGGAUGAACCAGAUUCUCCCUUGCUAUACAGAACAAUGAGUGAAGCAGCCUUGGUGAGAAAGAAGGGAAACCUUAGCAAGAUAGGGAGAAGAGAUCACCAGAAUCACAGAGUAUCUAUUAAUGGCCACUUCUAUAACCAUGAGACAUCAAUUUUUACUCCAGCCUUUGGAUCUGAAACCAAAGUGAGAAUAAACAGUAACAUGAGAACAGAAGAGGUAAUAAAGCAGCUUCUACAAAAAUUCAAGAUUGAAAACAACCCCCAGGAUUUUGCUCUUUACAUUAUCUAUGCAACUGGAGAAAAGAGACGGCUAAAGAGGACAGACAUUCCCUUAUUUCAGAGACUUUUGCAGGGUCCCUCACAAAGGAAUGCCAGGAUUUUCCUCAUGGACAAAGAUGCAGAAGAAAUCAGCAGUGAUGUGGCUGAAUAUAUUCACUGUCAUCUUUCUUUCUUGGAAUCAAUCCUUCAAAGGUUGAAUGACGAAGAAGCACGAGAGAUUCAAAAAAUAAUCACAAAAUUCAGUACAGAGAAGGCUUUUAUACUAAAACACCUUCAAAAUAAAAUGAUAGUAAAGACAGAGACAACAGUGUAGUGUAACAAACAUCCAUGGAUCAAAUACUUCAGCCAAGUGAAAAGUAUUUGCUUACUUAAUGAAUGCAUGUAUAUUGUAGGUACAUGCAUUAAUAUAGGAAUGUCAAGCUUGUAGAAAAUCAUCUGACUAGGAAAUUUCAUCUCCAUAGAAAGAGGUGAAGUUUCCUUCAUAUUAGAGUUGAGACACUAUGUAUUCUGAAAAUUAGACAGCCAGAGUAGUACUCACUUUUUCAAAGUUAGAGAGGCAUUUUGGGCAGUGUGAAUUGAAAACCCCUCCUUUAGCUUAAACUUUGUGAACUAACUCUUUGCAAGAAAUGACAAAAUGAAAUGGGAAAUAAAGACUGCAAACACUUUUUUUUAAAAAAAAAGAGAUGUUCUUUAUGUUGCAAAGAAAUUCAUUUCCAUUUUGAGUGGAGUUUAUAGAUCAUUGAGGGCUCUUGGGUUUUCAUAAAAAUGAGGAUGACCUUGCAAGUUGGCAAGGGAGCUUCUGUUAUCUGUAUAUAAUCCUUCUAAAAUUCCAGAGGAUCAAAGACCAUAGCCACCUAGUAAACUGCAAAAUCUACAGGUGGAUCUUUCCCAGAGUUACUGGGUUGCUGAUUCCUUUGAGCUGAAGGGACUUCUGUAUAGGCAGCAUGACAUCUGGUAAAGGACCUAACCUGAAGUUCACAAAGCUGUCUCUGACCUCCUAUUUAUUGUUUUCCAGAACUGACUUUCAAAACACAAAAGAAAUUAUGAAAACAUAAAAUGAGUUUGGGACUUGUGGUUACUGUUAUUAAUAGUUGUUGUCAUCAGCAAUAAUUUUUUAAGCAAUUCCUUAUAAGGGUUGACAGCUCUUUUUCUUAAUCUACCUCCAUUUUUAUUUCUCAUGGAUAUUGUCUAAAAAAAUUCUAAACCAUUUUAUAUGUGAUAUAAACUAGAGUUCUGUAUGAUAAGUACACAGCUAGAAAAUUACUUU
Trichosurus vulpecula (common brushtail) is the source of this 2104-nucleotide messenger RNA. RefSeq names its product Ras association domain family member 6 (gene RASSF6). The transcript is spliced from 12 exons. The coding region runs from base 14 to 1150 and encodes 378 amino acids. NCBI's taxonomy places the organism in Eukaryota, Metazoa, Chordata, Mammalia, Diprotodontia, Phalangeridae. Gene Ontology annotation, biological process: signal transduction. The record is from RefSeq and is a predicted model, not a curated record.